Molecule: messenger RNA, 978 nt
Organism: Cyphellophora europaea CBS 101466
Lineage: Eukaryota; Fungi; Ascomycota; Eurotiomycetes; Chaetothyriales; Cyphellophoraceae
Exons: 3
Coding region: 1-978 (325 amino acids)
Molecular function (GO): hydrolase activity
Source: RefSeq, a predicted model, not a curated record
AUGGCCCAACAAUCGAAAUAUUCGGAAGGCUGGCUCGGUCUGGAGCAAGCACUUGGUAUGCGGCCUAUCCUGAAGGGAAGUGCUCUUGAAAUGCGUAAGCAGUACAACGAGCUCGGGAGAGUGCUGGCAUCACAAUCCCCUUCCCCGUCCACUGCAGUCCAGGCAGCUGACCGUGACGUCGAUGGCCUCAAGUUGAGGAUCUACACGCCAACGCAUGUGGGAUCAGGGGAACUCCUACCUAUUGGUGUCUUUGCUCAUGCUGGAGGGCUCGUGAUGGGAGAUAUCGACAGCGAGGAUACGCUAUGUCGAGCCGUUGCUGAGAAGACCCCAAGUAUUAUCAUCAGCGUGAACUACAGAUUGGCCCCGGAACACAAAAGUCCCGCUCAGCUUGAAGACAUGGCUAAUGCUCUGAGAUGGGCCUACGGGAAUGCCUCUGUCUUUGGAGGGGAUAGAAGCAAGUUAUUUACCAUCGGGACCUCUGCCGGUGGAGGCCUUGCGCUCGCUAUUAGUCGAAUGACCCUACUGGGACAGUCCAGCCUUCCGAAGGACGCGGUUAAAGGGGUCGUUGCCCUGGCCCCUGUCACCAUGUACCCUGCCAAAGUACCAAAGAAGUGGGCACACCGAUAUCUUUCGUACUUCGAGAAUGGUGAAGAUGUUCCUAUUAUCAAUAGGUCCGCCAUCGAUGAGCUCUUUACCGCUGCUGUCGUCAGGGAGGCCGGCGAGAAGUUUUUUGUUGGCCUGGACGAAUCAACCCAUCGGCUGUUUCCCCCCACAUACAUCGUGACUUGUGGAGUCGAUCCGUUAAGGGACGACGGGGCAAUUCUGGCAGAAUCUUUCAAAUUCAACGGCGUCAAGGUCAAAUAUGACACCUACGAGGGACUGCCGCAUAUGUUUUGGAUGUUUCCAAGCCUGCCCGAGACCUCAGCGUUCAUGAGCAAAUUAUUGGACGGAGUCAACUAUGUACUUCAGAAGCUCUAG